Molecule: messenger RNA, 1077 nt
Organism: Echinostoma caproni
Lineage: Eukaryota; Metazoa; Platyhelminthes; Trematoda; Plagiorchiida; Echinostomatidae
Source: the annotation of a GenBank genome assembly
AUGGAUGAUGUGACUGCGAUUCGACGUCUGUGGUUCAAGUCAAGUCAAGAUCAGCUGUUGAGUUUGGCCAAGGCAGUGGCCAACGCAACAGCCGGACUAGUAGUGAAAGCGAAGAACCUGGCCACUCAACCCAACUUGGAUCCGGAAGCCCAACAGCGUGUGAUCGCCGCGGCCACACAGACCGGUCUGUGUACCAGUCAACUCGUAGCUUGUACCAAGGUUCUCGCUCCCACUAUCCAUCAACCCUCGUGUCAACAACAAUUGUCCGAGGCUGCACGGGAAGUGUCGUGGGCUGUGGAUGGUGUGGUCCAGGCGUCGCGCGCUGCCGGUUUGACUUUGGCUGAACAGCCCCCGCAAGUUCAACAAUCCGUUCAGAUCGCCAUCACCGAUACGGAAACCGCGGCCACCGAGGUCCGUGACGCGUUGGAUCAAUUGAAUGCACAUCUGUUGAAAGCGUCCGCAAAGGCCUAUUCUGGUGACGCGUUGGACAAUUUCCAAUUGGCCUACGAGAAUCUGCAACAGAAUCAUGCCGGAGAUGGUCAACGCAUGGUUGCCUCCGCACGUCGAUUGGCUCAGGCCACAGCUCAAAUGAUUGCCGAUAUCAAAGCACAGGCUGAGUUGUCCGGUGACGAUCCGGACAGGCAAAGUCGUCUGUUCGCGGCGGCCAAACAGUUGGCUGAUGCUACAACCACUCUGAUUGCUGCGGCAAAGAAUUGCUCAGCUAAUCCGGACGAUAUUAUCCUACAGAACGAAUUACGCGAAGCAGCCGAGAACUUGAAUGUGAUUGCCUACUCGGCAGCAGCUGAAUUACUUCACACACGAUUGAUUCGUAGUCUGCAAGCCGCAGCUCGGGCCACCGUGACCGGAGCCACUCAGUUGGUCAAUGUGAGCCAAGUGGCCGGGAAACGGUCUCGUGGUAACACGUAUCAGAUGAUGUCCGAUGCGAAAGCCGUGAACGGAAUGAUCCCACGCACAGUGAUCAGUAUUCGUGAGUCUCGCGCGAAUCCAGAGGAUCCAAUGACCCAGAUGGAACUGAUCGGAGCCUGUGAACGAUUUGUCCAAGUCAGUCCCGUCUGA